AUGAUCUCUGCUGUCCUCCUGCUCUGGACUGUGCCCUGCGUGGCAAACCACAUCCUCGGGGGCUUUGCCAAGGGAGCGCUGCAGGAGGGUCCCCAGCUGGCGUGCAGCCUGCCGGGACCCCCCGGGCCCCCCGGCCCCCCCGGGGCACCUGGAGCUCCAGGGACGGUCGGCAGGAUGGGCUUCCCAGGCAAAGAUGGCAAGGAUGGCAAGGAUGGGGAUAAAGGCGAGAACGGCGAUGAAGGUCCACAAGGCAGAACAGGAAACCCCGGCAAGCCAGGACCGAAGGGGAAAGCAGGAGCUAUUGGCAAGGCAGGCCCACGCGGGCCCAAGGGUUUAAAGGGUAAUCCCGGAAAAAACGGGGCACCGGGAAAGAAAGGGCCCAAAGGGAACAAGGGCGAGACCGGGCUGCCGGGACCCUGCACCUGCAAUGCCAACAAAGCCAAAUCUGCCUUCUCUGUGGCAGUCUCAAAGAGCUACCCGAGGGAAAGGCUGCCCAUCAAAUUUGACAGGAUCCUGAUGAACGAGGGAGGACAUUACAAUGCUUCCAGUGGAAAAUUUAUAUGCAGCAUCCCAGGUAUUUACUACUUCACUUAUGAUAUCACUUUGGCCAACAAGCAUUUGGCCAUUGGCUUGGUCCACAACGGGCAGUACCGGAUCAAGACUUUUGACGCCAACACUGGAAACCAUGACGUUGCAUCUGGAUCAACCAUCCUUUCUCUGAAGCAAGAGGAUGAGGUAUGGCUGCAGAUCUUUUAUUCAGAACAAAAUGGGCUCUUUUACGAUCCCUACUGGACAGACAGCUUAUUUACUGGCUUCCUGAUAUAUCCUGACCAAGAUUAUCUCAAUGAAAUAUAG
Charadrius vociferus (killdeer) is the source of this 855-nucleotide messenger RNA. RefSeq names its product C1q and tumor necrosis factor related protein 2 (gene C1QTNF2). The transcript has 2 exons. Lineage: Eukaryota; Metazoa; Chordata; Aves; Charadriiformes; Charadriidae. Gene Ontology annotation, molecular function: protein binding. Bases 1 to 855 code for a protein of 284 amino acids. The record is from RefSeq and is a predicted model, not a curated record.